Molecule: messenger RNA, 861 nt
Organism: Orbilia oligospora ATCC 24927
Lineage: Eukaryota; Fungi; Ascomycota; Orbiliomycetes; Orbiliales; Orbiliaceae
Exons: 2
Coding region: 1-861 (286 amino acids)
Source: RefSeq, a predicted model, not a curated record
AUGUCACACAGUACCUCCUCAACAAUGGCAUCUGACCAGAAAGUCGCAUUACUCGACCACAUUAUUGUUCUCGUCCCACACGCUGAACUCAAAGACCCACCAAAGAGUCUUACUAAUAAUUUCAACAUUACCAACGGCGGGAGGCAUGCAGAUGGGAAGACCGAGAACAAACUUAUUGUUUUCAAAGAUGGUUCCUAUAUCGAAUUAAUAUCAUUUAUCAAUGAUCUCCCUGAAAACCGGGCAGGCCAUUGGUGGGGUUCCAAACCCUACGGCAUAGUCGACUGGGCCUUCACAAACCAAAUAGACUACAAGUCCAACUACGAAGCCCUCAUUGGUCGACUAGCUGAUGCCCAAAAGGGUUCUUCAGGCGCAUACUCUUAUGCAACCCCUCAACUAGGUGGGCGGAUUCGUCCUGAUGGUGUCAAACUCGAAUGGGCGGUCACCUUCCCAACAAAAAAGGAAGGGGAAGAUACAGAGACAACGAGACCUUCUAAUCUACCAUUCUAUUGUCAUGAUAUCACCCCCCGGGAUAAUCGGGUCAACGGGGAAACAGAACAUCCCUGUGGUGCCGUUGGCAUCCGCGAAGUUCUAGCUUUGGUUGACGAUGUCCAAAAUGAUGCAUUUGCUGGUCUCAUUAGAGCCUCUGUGAACUCUGAUGAUAAAGAACAGAUUAAUAGAAGUGGCGUCUUAGUUGGCACACCCCAUGGUGCUCCAAGUGUUAUCUCUUUCAUGACUCCGACAACAGAUGCGGAGAAGGACGAAGCCUGCCUCCAUAAGUUUGUCCUAAAGGAGCUGAAAUUCGAUCACGGGUCAAGUGAUGUAUCUACCGGAAUAACAUUCUCAUACCCGUUUCAAGCCUAG